AUGUCGCAUGCGGACAAAGGUCGCCUGAUCCAUCUGACGAAGAAGCGUCGGAUCGAAAAGGAGGACAUUGAGAAUCAACUGCAAAGGAUCGAGGAGGACAAGGCGCGGGCUGGCAUCCAGAAGAAGUUCGCGGCGAUCAAUGAGACACCGGAAGAGGCGAUCAGGGCGCAGACGUACGGACUGGUCACUCUGGACGAGUUGAAGAGCAUUCAGAAGAAUGCACUGUCCAACCAGGACCUCCAGGUGGCCAGAGGAGAUUCUGGGCCCACCGCUCGGACUGCCCAGGAUCUCGAAGAAGCGCGAGAAAAAGAGGAGCACGUGAAGCGGAACACCCAGAAACGGGUGUUGUCGUUCGCGUUCGACGAGGCAGAAGACGACGAUGACGUGGUGCCGGUGAUUCGGAAGAAGAGGGUCGGCAUGAAUCCGGACGUCGACACCUCGUUCCUUCCCGAUCGGGACCGCGAGCUGGUGAUCCAGCGGAGGAAGGAGGAGCUGGCGGCCGAGUGGCGCAAGAAGCAGGAGGCGGAGAAGAACGAGGAGAUGAAGGUCGACUACGCCUACUGGGACGGCUCGUCGCAUCGGAAGGCGAUGAAGGUGAAGAAGGGGCAGACGAUCGGACAGAGCAUCGGGAAGGCCAUCGACGCGCUGAAGCGAGAGUUUGCCGAGCUGCGAUCGGUGAGCUCCGAGCAGGUCAUGUUCGUGAAGGAGGACCUGAUCAUCCCGCACCACUACACUUUCCAAGACUUUAUCGUCUCGAAGGCGAUGGGCAAGACGGGUCCGUUGUUCGUUUUCGACGCGGCCGCCGACGUUCGCAUUCGUCAGGACGCCGCGCUCGAUUGCGGCGAGAGUCAUCCGGUGAAGAUUGUGCUGCGCUCGUGGUACACCAAGAACAAGCACAUCUACCCGGCGUCGAGAUGGGAGCCGUUUGUGCCGAGCAAGAAGUACGCGCGCAAUUUGGACGAUCUGAGUGAUUUGUAA
Messenger RNA from Caenorhabditis sp. 36 PRJEB53466, 978 nucleotides. Lineage: Eukaryota; Metazoa; Nematoda; Chromadorea; Rhabditida; Rhabditidae. The record is from the annotation of a GenBank genome assembly.